AUGCCCCUAUCCGCUAUCCGUACGGCCAUCUCAUACCCAUAUCCAACCGCCAAUCCCGGCCAUGGAUUCUGGGGCGAACAGACGUCAACGCUCAACUUUUGCGAAGAGGAUUAUGCGUUGUCUUCGUAUUGCGCUGAGCUUUGUAAUACAGUGACAAACGCCAUAUUCAUGUGGCUUGGGAUAAAAGGGGUUGUGAAUUGUCUGCAGCAGAAGCAUCCGUCGAUAUUCCUCAUCUCUUACCUCGGCUACAUGGUGGUAGGACUAGGCUCCAUCCUCUUUCAUACGACGUUGAAGUAUCCGAUGCAACUGGUUGAUGAGCUGUCCAUGAUAUAUACUACCUGCCUGAUGAUGCAUGCCAGCUUCGCCUACUCACGCUCACGAACUUUCUCAGCUGUUCUGGGAAUCGGCCUGCUUUCGCUUUCCGGUUCGAUCACGGUUUACUACCACGUCACCAAGGAUCCUGUCUUUCACCAAGUCGCCUAUGCCUUCCUCACGGCUACGGUCGUUUUUCGGAGCAUGUGGGUGAUGGAGUCGCAGUUACGGCCUGUGUUGAGUGCUCGCGAUCCAGAGGAGGCGGCCAGGGUGCUGAAUACGAUGUGGGCCAUGAUUGCUACCGGACUGAGCGUCUUUCUUGGCGGAUUCUUGAUCUGGAAUCUCGACAACGUCUUUUGCUCCCAGGUGCGGCAACUGAGGCAUGCUGUUGGACUUCCAUGGGCCGUACUGCUAGAGGGCCACGCCUGGUGGCACCUUAUGACCGGUCUUGGUAAUUUGAACACUCCCAUCAUCGCACUAUAA
Molecule: messenger RNA, 795 nt
Organism: Trichoderma reesei QM6a
Lineage: Eukaryota; Fungi; Ascomycota; Sordariomycetes; Hypocreales; Hypocreaceae
Product: alkaline phytoceramidase-like protein
Exons: 6
Coding region: 1-795 (264 amino acids)
Biological process (GO): ceramide catabolic process; ceramide biosynthetic process
Cellular component (GO): endoplasmic reticulum membrane
Source: RefSeq, a predicted model, not a curated record